AUGGCCGUGGUGCGUAUGCAAUGUCGAGUAGCUGAACCCGAAACUAAAGCCGUUCAUUUUUCUCGCUCUAGCUUCCUAAAGCUAUGUAAAGUCAAGUACUAUAAUUUCUCGCCCGUUCACAGCGUGCAAAAAGGCUUUACAUUUCAGACCGGCGACCCCAUUGGCCCCGACUCCUCCGAAAGCGACGGCGGCUCGUCGAUUUGGGGUCUUCUAGACGGCCCGUCGAAGAGAACCUUUCCCCUCGAGAUCCCCCCGAAGUUGAAACAUGACGAGCGCGGAACCGUCAGUAUGGCUACGGUCCCGUCGCCUCACGACGACGAUCUACGCCUCGCUGCGAGUCAGUUCAUUGUGACGCUAGGAGACAACCUGGACUACCUGGACGGCAAAGCGGCAGUGUUUGGAAAGGUGGUGGAAGGGUUCGAUGUCCUCGAAAAGGUCAACGAUUCCUUCAUCGACGAUCGCGGACGACCGCUGAAGGACAUCCGAAUUCGCCAUACAGUCGUCCUGGACGAUCCUUUCGACGACCCCCCGGGCCUGACGGAGCCGCCAGAAAGCCCUGUACCGUCGAAGGCGCAGCUCGCGACUGUGCGGAUUGCCGAUGAUGAGGAUCUGGAUGACAACAUGGAUGAAGAAUCUAUGGAGACACUUCGCCGAGAGCGGGAGGCAAGAGCUCAGGCGCUGACUCUGGAGAUGGUUGGGGAUCUUCCAUUUGCCGAGGUCAAGCCGCCAGAGAACGUCUUGUUUGUCUGCAAGUUGAACCCCGUCACGCAAGAUGAGGAUCUUAACUUGAUCUUUAGUCGCUUUGGUCGCAUCCUAUCAUGCGAGGUUAUCCGGGAUAAACGGACCGGAGACAGUCUACAAUAUGCCUUUAUUGAGUUUGAAAACCAGAAGGAUUGUGAACAAGCCUACUUCAAGAUGCAAGGCGUGCUGAUCGAUGACCAUCGCAUCCACGUGGAUUUCUCUCAGAGUGUGUCAAAACUAUCCGACAGCUGGCGAAACGCUACGAUUUCCAAGCGCAGUGGUCAACGGGGAGGCUUUGGUGGCGUAGCUGGCCUGGAGAAAAAGCGUCAGUACCGGACGUCCGACAACCCCCGUCAACGGGAGGAUUAUUCCAUGGUAUUUGAGAAGCGUGAUCAGAAACGACGGUCGGUCUCUCGCGAACGACGCAGCAGUCGGAGUCCUCCCAGGGGAGAGUCCUAUCGUGAGCGGAGGCCCAGUCGAAGUCCGCGACGCAAUUCCAAUCGGGAUCGGUACCGUGAUCGAUCAUACAGCCGUAGUCCUCCGCGGGAGAAGAAUCGCAAUCGACCCUACGAGCGCGAGCGACGAGCGCGAGAUGGCCGCAGUGACGAUCGGUACCGGCGACGAUAA
Molecule: messenger RNA, 1368 nt
Organism: Aspergillus steynii IBT 23096
Lineage: Eukaryota; Fungi; Ascomycota; Eurotiomycetes; Eurotiales; Aspergillaceae
Product: cyclophilin-like protein
Exons: 3
Coding region: 1-1368 (455 amino acids)
Biological process (GO): protein peptidyl-prolyl isomerization
Cellular component (GO): nucleus
Molecular function (GO): RNA binding; peptidyl-prolyl cis-trans isomerase activity
Source: RefSeq, a predicted model, not a curated record